AUGAGUGUGUGGCACUUGGCAGCAUAUUCUCAUAUAGACUUUUCACACCAUUUUCACAAAAAGUCAAAAAUGGCUGCUGCUGCUGCUGCCACCGCCUCGGUCGUCUCAGGCUACGAUCGACCAGCGGAACUCAAAGCUUUCGACCAAACAAAAACUGGUGUUAAAGGCCUCGUCGAUGCCGGAAUCCGCCAAAUCCCUCGCAUCUUCAUCCACCUACCGGAAACCUUCCCCAAAACCUCCACAACUUUCGAGAUUCCAGUCGUUGACCUUGGAUCAACCGAUAGAGCAUCGACGGUGGAGGUGAUCCUUGCAGCAUCGGAAAAUCUAGGUUUCUUUCAAGUGGUGAAUCACGGGAUCCCUGUGACUGUUAUGGACGAGAUGCUUCAAGGAGUUCGUAGAUUUCACGAGCAAGAUCUGGAGGUGAAAAAAGGGUUAUACUCGAGAGAUUUUUCGAGAAGCGUCGUGUAUAAUAGCAACUUCGAUCUUUACAGUUCCCCCGCCGCGAACUGGAGAGACACCUUCUCUUCAUUUAUGGGUCCGUCAACUCCGCCGCCUGAGGAGUUGCCGGAGGUUUGCAGGGACAUACAAAUCGAGUACUCGAAUCAUGUGCUGAAACUAGGCAGCUUACUAUUCCGAUUGAUCUCAGAAGCCUUGGGGUUGAACGAUAAUCACUUCGGAGAUCUGGAUUUUGACAAAGGGAUUUUAAUCGCCGGCCAUUAUUAUCCUGCUUGUCCACAACCAGAUCUAACUAUGGGUACAGCAAAACACACGGAUAAUGGAUUUCUAGCAGUGCUUCUACAAGAUGAAAUCGGAGGACUCCAAAUCCUCCAUCAAAAUCAAUGGAUUGAUGUUCCUCCAACUCCUGGUGCGCUUGUGGUCAACAUCGGUGAUUUAUUACAGAUUUUAUCGAAUGACAAAUUGAGAAGUGUGGAGCAUAGAGUGGUGGCAAAUAUGAAAGGGCCGAGAGUGUCGGUGGCGUGUUUUUUCGGAACCUCCUUAGCGCCGUCGGAGAAGGUGGUUGGACCAUUGCCGGAGCUAGUUUCCGAUGAGAACCCACCGAGGUACAGAGAAACCACCUACCAUGAAUACGGGAAACAUUCCGUCUCUAAGGCCCUUGAUGGUGUUCCUCAGCUGCUUCAUUGGAGGAUUUAG
Molecule: messenger RNA, 1152 nt
Organism: Lactuca virosa
Lineage: Eukaryota; Viridiplantae; Streptophyta; Magnoliopsida; Asterales; Asteraceae
Source: the annotation of a GenBank genome assembly